Populus trichocarpa (black cottonwood) is the source of this 2291-nucleotide messenger RNA. RefSeq lists its product as uncharacterized. Bases 91 to 1824 code for a protein of 577 amino acids. Gene Ontology annotation, molecular function: protein binding. The record is from RefSeq and is a predicted model, not a curated record. Lineage: Eukaryota; Viridiplantae; Streptophyta; Magnoliopsida; Malpighiales; Salicaceae. The transcript is spliced from 2 exons.
UCACCACCUCUAUUUCUCCUUUCCUUUCUCUCUAAGCAAACCCACUCUCUAGUGUCUUAUGUGCUUAAUAUUUGGCAUCGACGCAACCCGAUGCCGGACCAAAUGCAUCCCACAACCGCCACCCCGGAUCCACCACAAGAACAACCACCGGAAACACUCCUAAACCUAAUAACAAACGUUCUCUCCCUCCUCCUCCUGUCCACCAUUACCGUCCAAUCCUUCAUUGGACGGUGGCAGGUCCUUCGCCCUAAACUAACCUCUCUCCAGUCCUCUCUUUCCUCUCUCUCCGAUUCCCCUCUCUGGCCCCAAAACCCUCUUCUUCAGACUCUUCUCCCUUCUCUCCUCUCCACUCUCCAACGCCUCCUUUCCCUCUCUCACCAAUGCUCUUCUACCAGUUCCUUCCUUGGCGGUAAGCUCCUCUUUCAAAGCGACCUUGAUAUCGCCUCCUCGUCCCUCUCCAAUCACCUCCACGACCUCGGUUUGCUUCUCAGAUCUGGAGUGCUUCACCAAUCCAAUGCUAUUAUUCUGUCUCAUCCAGGUCCCGGUUCUAACAAAGAGGAAUUAGUCUUUUUUAUCCACGACCUCUUCACCAGAUUACAAGUCGGUGGUGCUGAGUUCAAAAGGCCAGCAUUGGAGUCACUUCUUCAGGUCCUAAAUGAAGACCAAAAGUUAGCCAGUUUAGUUGCCAAGGAAGGAAAUAUUGGGUAUUUGAUUGGUUUGCUUGAUUUUAACAAUCAACCUUCCAUUCGAGAACAAGCAGUUUCGGCUGUUUCAAUUCUGGCUUCGUCCGACGGUGAAUCAAGAAAGAUUAUAUUUGAAGAGGGAGGAUUGGGACAUUUAUUGAGGGUUCUUGAAACAGGGUCAAUGCCUGUUAGAGAAAAGGCUGCCAUUGCGAUUGAAGCAAUCACAGACGAUCCUGAUAAUGGGUGGGCUAUUUCAGCAUAUCGUGGUGUUUCAGUCUUGAUUGAAGCGUGCCAAUGUGGAUCACAAGUGACACAGACACACGCAGUGGGUGCUAUUCGAAAUGUUGCAGGACUAGAGGAUAUCAGGAUGGCUUUAGCAGAGGAAGGUGUUGUACCAGUUAUAUUUCAUUUGCUUGUUUCAGGUACUAGCGCUGCACAAGAAAAGGCAGCUGAUUGUGUAGCAAUACUAGCCUCUUCCGGGGAGUAUUUUCGCACUUUGAUAAUACAAGAAAAGGGAUUGCAGAGAUUAAUGUAUUUGAUUCAGGAUUUGUCAAGUACUUCAUGUACAAUAGAACACAUUUUACGUGCAAUUAGCUCUCUCUCGGUAUCAGAUUCUGUAUCUCAGAUUCUGUCAUCAUCAACUGCUCUCAUUGUCCAUCUCGGCGAGCUUAUAAAACAUGGAAACAUAAUUUCGCAGCAAAUUUCAGCGUCUUUACUAGCUAAUUUAUCAAUUAGUGAUGGCAAUAAGCGAGCUAUCGCUAGCUGCAUGGGUUCAUUGGUAAAGCUGAUGGAGUCACCUAAGCCAGUGGGUCUACAAGAGGCAGGAGCGCUUGCGUUGCUGUCAUUGUUGACAGUCCGAUGGAACAAGAAAGAAUUGGCGAGGGAUGAAAAGGGUUUGAUGAAAUUGGUGAAGAUGUUGGAUCCUAGAUGUGAGCUCAUUGACAAGAAGUUUCCGGUGAUGGUAGUGGAUGCGUUAUUGAGUGGAAGGAGCGGUGGGUGUAGGAAGAGGCUGUUGGCCGCUGGAGUUUUCCAGCAUCUGCAGAAGUUGGCGGAGAUGGAGGUUGCUGGUGCUAAGAAAGCAUUGCAGAGACUUUCCGAGAAUAGGCUCAAGAGCAUGUUUUCUAGGACUUGGAGGGAAUAGGUACAAAAGACACUAACCUCCCCCGCCAAAAAAAAAAGGAUUCUUUGUGACUGUCCAAGUAGAAAAUCACUUUGGUGGGCAAACAUUAAACCGGCAUACAUGGCAAACUCCACACAAUUCUAUCUCACCGAUCUCUAAGAAAUUAUUUAUACACGAACUAUUCACACAAAUAUAUCGUAGUAUCUUGUGUCAAAAGCAUACGUGGAUGCGGUUUUUUAUGGAGUAUCCUCGGUUCUUGUCUUUUCAAUCUUAACGAUUGAUUUCCUCGUAAUCUGUAAGAGAGGCUAUGGUGAUUUGUCAUGUUUUUUUCUUCCUUUUCAAUUGGUUUUGCUUUUUUUUACCGAUCCUUUUGAUAAGUGCUCUCAUCCCAGGAGAGUUUUGUGUGUUCUUACCUGUAACAGCCAUAAGCGUGGAUUUUGUAAAGAGAGCGUCAAUGGGUGGAUGUAGUAAUCUCUCUGUUUUUUUUU